CUGUAGACGACCUUGUUCUCCACCCACCUGCCCUCCUCCCUCCCCCUUCCCCUCCCUCUCCCUCUCCCUUGGCCCCGCGGACCGUGCCCCUCGACCUCCACUCCAGCUUGUCUAGUGCAGGACAUCGGCGAAAACGCGUCAGCGUGUCUUCCGUAGACUCCGCGGGGUCCAAGCACAGACUAGGGCACACCCAACGAACACGGCGCGCGACUCAAACAUGGAAACCCACAUGAAUGGCACAUCUGAUCCUGCAAACGGCUCCGCCAUCACAAACGGCUUCCAUGAACCUUCCGUAGAAGAGCUUGAGCAGGAGCUCCCAGUCGUAUACGACGGACAGGUACCACUCGGAGAACUUGUAUCCAGGGUGGUACAGGCGAUAUACGCAGAACUAUCGGAACUGGCGGAGACUCUACCGAAUAUGUCGGACGCCGCACGCAAGCGAACCCUCGCUGACUGGGUCGUCAAAACCAAGAAACAAGUCGUGAAGAUGUAUGCUAUUGUGAAAUGGUCGCGGGAUGCUGGCGUCGUGCAGAAAGCCAUGAAUAUAACUGCGUUUUUAAUGGACCAAAAUCGCCAAUUCGAGGAGGCGAUUCACGGCCUUAAGUAUGCUAAAGAGAGCUUGGACCCCGCGCGAUUGCGCAACCACGACUUGCUGACCUCGCUCGACGUCCUGACCACUGGGUCGUACCGACGGCUGCCUUCUACUAUUCAGAAAGUCGUCGUGCCUCCUACACCUCUAUCCGACGAAGAGGUAGCGAAAACCCUCAGUGACGUCGAGGACGUGAUCCGCAUCCGCCUCAAGAUGUUCGAAGUCGUCCCCAUUGAGAUGUCGAAGUACCGGAUCGCUGAUGGUCGGGUUUACUUCACAGUUCCAAAGCUAUUCGAGGUCUCCCUGUGUCUUCGGGGCGCAGAGAAAGAUGCCGGAUGGUUCUUCGUCAAUGUCGAGUUUCUGCUCAAUGUCGGCGGCGACCCGACAAGCGUACACGAGUUCCCGCGAAAACCGAUUGGAGGGCUCAAAAGACAUAUCACUGACGAGGCAGAUGCGCGUCUAGCAUUCUAUCUACCACUGCCUGCAGAUCAAGCCCUCCCGCCUGAAAUCGAGGUACCACCCCGACCGCAAUUGCCUGAGGGUGUUGUGGACGCGCCACUUGUGCGCGUCUUCAACUUCUUGCAGAUGAUGUCAAUGUCGUAUAUGCUUGAGAUCCUCUGCUUCCAGGCAGACAGGCUACGUGCACUGGGGUGGGCGGAGUACUUGAGGAUUCAAAUGUCUAAGGACCGCAAAACGCUGACACUGACCUAUUGGAUGCGUCCAGCACCAAAAGAACACCGCGUACGCAUACCGCUUCUCGGCGGCAAAUUGACAAUAUCGAUCGCGCGUUCGCGCACCACGCCAACGAACAAGGCAAACCGCUCACCAAAGGCUCGAAUACUUGCAGAGCUGCAAGAGAAGGCAAAGCUUGGCGCAGGGCGGCCGUCGGACGAGGUCGAGCCACACGAGUUGCAGGUCAAGUGGGAGCCCGAACAGGGCGCGUUCGGUAUCUUCAUUCCUCCGGAGGAGUACCACAUAGACAAGACCGAGCUCACGAUAGACUCUGACAACCUCGACGUCGAGGCACUUCUACGGAAGGUCGCUACGAUACAUGUAGGAGCCAUCCUCCGCAUCGUCCAACGACAUCUGCAACAUGACCCCUCAAUGCGCUCUAUGUUCGGCCCGCCCGGCGAAGUCACAUUGGCUAUGGACGAUGAGGUUCAGACUCUGCGGGCACAUCUCUGCGCGGACGAAGUCGUCGUGAUGACGAUCGAUACACGGACGGGUCGAUUGAGUCUCAGAGAUACAGGCGAUCUUGCUGCCGCAGGCAGAGGACGCCGAUUCACUGCGAUCACUGAUAGGCUGAACGACAAUCCAACGGUCCUGUAUGAGGCGUUUAUGAGGCUCAAGCUCGGUACCAUCCUCGAUCUCGCGGAGCAGAAGUCGAAUUAUCUCGGCCUCCAGAGCUAUCGUAUGCGCAACUUCUCGCCGAUGGAAAUACAGAAGUUUGGUCCAGGUGCGCGAGGAAUGCUCUACAUCGAGCUGGCCAAGUUCCCAGACCACUUCCUUGUACUGGUCGUAACCGAUGACGACUGGCGAUACGCUCUGAUCUCCGUCGAGGUACUUCAAGAAACACCAUGUCAUGACCUGGUCAUGAAGGAUAUUGGGUGGCUCGACGUACGGCGGAUACAUGGCGAGGAGAUCGUCGUGUCGCAACGCCCUCCGCAUGUCGCGGAUCCAUCAGUUGGACAAAAACGGAAGCAUGAUGCGGCGCAUGUUGUCGCCCCUGCUCAUCCGACAGAUCAGUUUGUGCCUCGAUAUCGUCUGGAUAUCCAAGUUCUCAGGGAACUCUACGCCUACUGUUGUGCCCGCGUCGCGUUUUACAAGAUCGAGCAACAGUUCAAGACCCGAAACAUCCCCUAUACGACAGUCGCCUGCACAAACGUCGCGCAGACGCCAGAGCUCGCGCAUCUCCAGUCAAACAUCUCGAAAUCGGUACCACUGCUCUGUGUCCAGUCCUCGGACAUCCUAUCAGGCGCGCCUGCUGCCGAGGCGGCCAUGCCCAACAUCCGCGUCAUCCCGCUCAACUGGUGGAACGACGAAAAGCAAGCGCAGGUCGUAACAUGUGUGAAGCUGAACUACGUACAACAGCCUGUCGGCAAGCGCGCAGGCAGCAGCAGUGUCAUCCGACCGUCCAAGCGGAUCAUAUACGACACAACGGAGGCGAUCGUGUCUUUCCUGUCCGAAGACGUCGACAAGUGUGUCGAUGAGUUCCUAGAGGAGUGGGCACGCGUAUCCAAGAUCGUCGUGAUCGCUCGUGAAGUUGCGCAAAUGGCCACUGAGAAGCAAUGGACGGACGUCCGCCUGCUAUCCUUCGACUUGCAGACCGUCGAGUUUGCAUACGCAGGCGAUUACACCGUCUCCAUCACCUGUACUGACCAGCUCUCGCCAACUGGCGGCUCGUACGACCUGCUCUUCUCCCGUAUUGGGGACAACAAGAGCGAGGACAUGGACAUGGACGGCCGGUACAACCCACACGAGGAUCUCGAGCCUUUUCUGCGCAACGUGCUACGGCACGGUCGUCUUGCACCAUCUCUGCAGAGAUUGGUCCGGCUGCUGAGAGAUUCGUUGUCCGUUGUAGUGGAGCUGGAGGACAUCAGGCAGGCGUUGACUCGGGCGUCCGAGAACGUGGACGUAUUCGCCAAGGCCGCGGGGUGGUUCCGGGUCCUAUAUGGUGACUUCAGGCACGCCCUCGACUUCAGGAUAAUGACGGGUGGACGCGUCGUGAUGCUCGACUCAUCGCAUUCCCUCUUCCCGGCGGAUGAGCCGUCUUCGCGAGCGAAGCAGCCCGCAAGCGGACGAAGAAGCUCCAGUGCCCUGUCAGCACCACCCAUCGCCCCGGCGGACAGCCACCUCCUCCUACAGGCGAUCCCAGAUUUCCAGCGGAUCGUCACGGAGGUAGUCAAGGACGCCGCGUCGAGGGGCUGUACGGGGCACAUCGCGCCGAUCGACAUUGGCAUCAUCUGCGAUUCGAUCGCUGUCAGAUUCGUUGCGCGAACGUUGCAUGAACGUGUUCUGCAACGGCUGAAGCAGGGCUAGCUGACGUAUGCAAGUGGCCGUGGUCUUUUCCUUGGUUUAUUAUGCGUGUACUGGAUACCUACUGUAGCACUAGUGUAAUCUCCGUGGAUUGGUCGUCUGCGAAUUAAGCAGUCUUGCAGUCAUGCACUGCCGCACCUGCACACAAUGCGUGAAUCCGAAGACCGUCAGAUUCUGACUCAACGCCAGCACAUUGUUACCAGUGUUGUCCCAUCACAACCACCGAGAGGGCCUGUAUACGCAUCAUCAGAACGUUGCGCGU
Rhodofomes roseus is the source of this 3887-nucleotide messenger RNA. Its product is annotated as MED14-domain-containing protein. NCBI's taxonomy places the organism in Eukaryota, Fungi, Basidiomycota, Agaricomycetes, Polyporales, Fomitopsidaceae. The transcript has 19 exons. Bases 218 to 3628 code for a protein of 1136 amino acids. Gene Ontology annotation, biological process: regulation of transcription by RNA polymerase II. Gene Ontology annotation, cellular component: mediator complex; core mediator complex. The record is from RefSeq and is a predicted model, not a curated record. Gene Ontology annotation, molecular function: transcription coregulator activity.